CAUCUACGGUACCAUAGGCGGCAUCUUCUUGGGCAGCCAAUUAAUAGAUGGACGCGCCGUACCAGCUUGCCAGCACGUGCCAGUCUAACUGAAACCGAAUUAAGCGCUCUUUAUUAUCGACCAGGAGCGAGUGGUUAGCCAUAGCCGGUGCGUGGUGGACAGUUUCUUAUGGCUGUUCACGGUAUGCGUAUAAGGACCGUGAUUCAUAGAAUACCGUCAUUCUCAUUAGAGGAGUUCAAGAUGCAUGUUCGUGCUAAAGGAGCCACGGCUGUCAUAUUUCUUUUAGUAACAGUUAUUUUAGGAAAGACGGGCGUGGAUACAAGGGAAAGACAUCAGCAACAAGAGCCAUUUUUUGAUAUUCUAGAUAUCCCACCAGAAUUAAGGAACAUUCCGGAGCGACCGACCAUCUACGAUCUCCUCACCAUCCCGUCUUUGGAGGAGGCUGCGGUGCUACGGAUAUCCUUCGCGCAAGACAGACCGAGCCACAUGUCCGACCUACCACCCAGCGGUUCGGCGUGGAAAGGAAACCCUGCAGAGUUCAUGUCGGAACCGCCGCUUUCUAUUUUCAAGAGAGAUCACAGCCCACCCUUAAGAGCGUGCCCAGUAAAGAAUGAAUGGAUUCACGUACAGACAGCCACAGAUAUUUACAACGAAGAAGUGGAAGUCAGUCAAAUCCAGUGGUUUUGGCACACCACCUGCCUACACGAGAACCAGGCUUGCUACGGGUUUUCUUCGUCGGACGAGGGGACAACCACCGAGUGCAGGGAGACCAACUCGUGGGUGAUGGCCUGGGCCAGGGUGAUAGGAGAAACCGACUACUCGUGGCGGCACAUUGCCAUCCCGACCUGUUGUUCGUGUGCGGUCAUUGAAAGCCUCAGAUAAUUGUCAGCUUUGGUUUCUUUAUUGUAAAUCCGACAGCUUUCGAGUUUAUGUGACCUUCUGUCAAUGACUUCUUUCGGUCGCACACCUAACUAGAUAAAACUGUGGGUGCGGCAUUCGCGCUGUCACUGACUUAAUGGGACAAAGCAGUAAGCCUAAUUUGGAUGAGGGCAAGAAAUACUUUUGUUGUAAUACCAAUGAAAAUCCGUGAGUCUUUUUUUAAGAGGAGGGGGUUCACCUAGUAACUAUAAGUGGAUUUCAUGAGUAAAGAAUUAGUGAAUAUUUCUGGAACAACGAACUAAAGUCUCAUUUUCUAAAUCUAUCAGGAAGUAUUACAUCCAAAGAUUUCUAAAGGUUAAUGUAUUUGACUUUUAUUCGAUUAAGUAUGACAAUUUUGUUUCUUUUUGCUGUAGACGGAAUGUAGCUGGACGAUUCAUCCGAAUACAUUUUGCGAUUAUACUGUAAACGCAGUUAUUCAGAUGUCACUAUGGGAAUCUCAAUAAUCCACAAUUUAAGUAACUAACAGCUUUAAUCGUGUUUUUGGUCAGGAAUGAAUGAUGUUGUAUGGACUGGAGAGUGUAUUGUGUGAGGUUUAAAGAUGGUUGAGGAGGACAAGACUCAAGGUAUUUGGUUUGUGGAAGCGAGGAUAUGUGGCUGUGCAACUUCUUUGACAGAACCAGCUCAGGCGCUGUGUCUCAAAAGGCACAGAGUGAAAGAUGACAUAGACUAUUCAUCAUCGCUUAUGGUGGGGUUUUUGCCUCAGUUGUGGUGGUAUAACAGUGCAUGCGUUGGUGACGGAGAUGAAGGAAUUUGUUGCCAUGGUAGCAGGUUUCUUGCAGGUUGCAGUUUGACAGUUGUCGUUCUUGGUGUAGUGGUGGUUUUUAAUAUCAGGUCACACUUGUACACUGGAGUGGCCACUGUGGUGUUGUGGACACGGGGGAGUGGGUGGUGUAGUGUCAGUUGCAGAAACGGUUGUGGUUUUUGCUGCAAGAAAGAGGGGCGAUGUUUCAGGCGGUGAUAAUUUGUAAUGAUGGUGUAGAUGGUGGUGAUUGUCCGGGUGAUGGUAGUGGGGCGGUGAUGGUGGGGGUAGUGGUGGUUUUGGUCGGGUGGUGGAGGUGAUGGCGGUGGUUGUUGAAAUGGAGGAAGCACUGACAGUGAUGGGCGUGGUGGUGGUCAGUGGCGCAACCAUCUAGUAUAUAUGAAGGAUUUGACUUUGGUUUGGGCUCACCGGUACUUUUCCGACUAGUAGUGGCAAAUGCGAAAAGCGGGAGUGGAGUAGGGCGCCUGGCCCUUUUCUGACAAGAGGAGUAGCUUUCAUGAUAAUAUGUUCGAUAAAUAAAGCCUUUGAGCCUCCAUUCCCGGCGAUAUUAAAUGUAAGUGUACCCUCGUACCCUCCCCCCCCCCUUUCUUAUCCCCCGUGCGCCCGCCCCUUUGGCUGUGCUGUAGUUGUGGUAAUAUUAACUGUGUUAUUAGCGUAAUGCUAACUGGAAUUUGUUAACAUGGUGUUCAUGUUGGAGAUAGUUUGACAACUGCUGCUGAUUGUGCUUUGACAUACCAUUGGGGUCUUAAAUUUAACGCGAUUAAUACAUCGCAUUUGUACAAUAAAUCUUACCUCUACAAUGAAAUGACACAUGAUCCUGAUAACUCAGAGUCAUCAUACCAAAUGAAGCACGUGAUAUACCUAACUGCGAACUCUAUCACAAAAAGUAAAGUCGCGCACAACUGGUGAUUUUCUGUAAUUAUUUGCUCUGAUUAAGCGCAUAUUAUAAAACCCUGUGCAGGGAUUACAGACAGAAUUUGUGUUAGCUUUGUGUAUCACUAUAGUAUCCAAGAAAGGUGCACAACAUUUAAAUAGCUGAGCUAUAUGCUACUUAAUACCAUUAAAUUUGUAGACUUAUCACAAAUAUUUUGUGGAUUUUUUGGAAUGUGUUAUCUGUCGCUAUAAGUAUAAGCUUGCUCAUUCCUAAACAUGUCUUGCAAGUCGGGGUAAAAAGGCAAUAUGUUAUAGUAUUGUUACCACUAAAUCUAAAACAGUGUGAUAUGUCGGCAUAACUUAAACCAGAAUUCGCAUUUCAAUUACUCCAUAAAUUUAUAAGUUAAUUCAAUACUUGUUUGAGUUUUCAGGCUUUUUUCUCUAAAACUCCAAAACUGGGUAUGAAAUAGAUGUACCCGUGGAUUUUGUUCGUAGGCCCUACAUGUAUUCGUUUCUUUAUUUUAGCAUUCCAUAAAUGUAAAAAUCGUAUUUUACACUUUUUUAUUGGAGGGCAAAGUUAAUUAAAGACGGAUAUAAUUCGUAAAAAAACUUGCACUUUUAAAUAUAAAAGUGGACUGAGGUCUUAGAUUGUACACAUUUUAUUUCCCAUGUAUAUAAUUUAUAGAGAAUUUGAUAGAGUUUUUAAAAUCCAAAUACGAGAGAAAAAAAAGACAGUCUUCAGCAGUAAAUUAGUCAGAUCAGAAUUUGUAUUCAGUAGUAAAUUAGCCCUUUCGGAAUUUACUUUUGUAGAGGGUCUGUUUCGAUUCUAUUAAAUCAUCCAAUGAAAAAAAUGUGAGAAUGAAUAUUACAAACAAGUGAGAAACAAACACAAGCAUGGAAACAAGGAAAAAGGCAAGAUUUCUGGAUUACUGGAUAAGAAUCUACAAGCCUCUAAGUACCAUUGAUACUAUCUUCAAAGCUUGAAUGUGACAAGAAAUCGUUGUGACCUAUAAAAAAUGUGUACGGCUAUUGUAAGGUGUUUUUUAUUUUCGUUUUCAAUGUAGCUACUUACAAUCUAACAUUUAUUCAGCAGGUGUCGGCAAGAGAAAUGGAAUGUUUGGGUUUAAGGUAAAGUUGGUAAACGCACUCUGAAUUUACUAUGAUUGGAGUGUGUGCCAUUGAACAUGAAUGUGCCUAUUAGAGAAUUACGCAGUCUGCUGGGUUUUUUUUUAAAUGCAUGUAUUUAUUAUUUUAGACAGUUUAGUUUGAUGGAUGUUAGUAUAUUUUGCAGAUCAAAAGUUGUUAUCACUGGAAAUUACUACAGUCUGAAUAAAGCCCGUGCCCAUUGCGAGCUCGUGCGGAA
This is a messenger RNA of Patiria miniata (bat star), 3935 nucleotides long. RefSeq lists its product as uncharacterized. The transcript has 5 exons. Lineage: Eukaryota; Metazoa; Echinodermata; Asteroidea; Valvatida; Asterinidae. The coding region runs from base 169 to 882 and encodes 237 amino acids. The record is from RefSeq and is a predicted model, not a curated record.